Messenger RNA from Talaromyces marneffei, 2358 nucleotides. RefSeq lists its product as uncharacterized. The coding region runs from base 1 to 2358 and encodes 785 amino acids. The transcript has 5 exons. Gene Ontology annotation, biological process: tricarboxylic acid cycle. Gene Ontology annotation, molecular function: aconitate hydratase activity; 4 iron, 4 sulfur cluster binding. NCBI's taxonomy places the organism in Eukaryota, Fungi, Ascomycota, Eurotiomycetes, Eurotiales, Trichocomaceae. The record is from RefSeq and is a predicted model, not a curated record. Gene Ontology annotation, cellular component: mitochondrion; cytosol.
AUGAUCUCCACUAGGCUCACCCGCUUGGGUGCGGUGAGCACCAAGUCCCGAGUUCUCCUCGGUUCUCGUGGACUGGCCACCGUGUCUGACUCUGCCCUUGACAAGAAGGUCGAGAUGACCAACUGGGAAAAGGGAAACUACAUCAACUACCAGAAAUUUGCAGAGAACCUCGCCAUCGUUCGUGGCCGUCUUAACCGACCACUUACCUUCGCCGAGAAGAUCAUCUACUCUCACUUGGAUGACCCCCACGGUCAAGAGAUUGAGCGUGGAAAGUCCUACUUGAAGUUGCGGCCUGACCGUGUUGCUUGCCAGGAUGCUACCGCUCAGAUGGCCAUCCUUCAGUUCAUGUCCGCCGGCAUGCCCUCUGUUCAGACCCCCACUACUGUGCACUGUGACCACUUGAUUGAGGCCCAGCUUGGUGGUGACAAGGAUUUGGCUCGCGCCAACGAGAUCAACAAGGAAGUUUACGACUUCCUUGCCUCUGCCUGUGCCAAGUACAACAUUGGUUUCUGGAAGCCAGGUUCUGGUAUCAUUCACCAGAUCAUUUUGGAGAACUAUGCCUUCCCCGGUGGUUUGAUGAUCGGUACUGACUCUCACACUCCUAACGCUGGUGGUCUCGGUAUUGCUGCUAUCGGUGUCGGUGGUGCUGAUGCCGUCGAUGUCAUGGCUGGUCUUCCUUGGGAAUUGAAGGCCCCCAAGGUCAUUGGUGUUAAGCUUACUGGUCAACUUUCUGGCUGGACUGCCCCCAAGGAUAUCAUCUUGAAGGUUGCUGGUCUCCUCACUGUCAAGGGUGGUACUGGUGCCAUCAUUGAAUACCACGGUCCUGGUACCGAGUCCCUUUCUUGCACUGGUAUGGGUACUAUCUGCAACAUGGGUGCUGAAAUUGGUGCCACUACCUCUGUCUUCCCAUUCAACGACCGCAUGUACGACUACCUCAAGGCCACCAAGCGUCAGGAGAUUGGUGACUAUGCUCGCGCGUAUGCUAAGGAGCUCCGUGAGGAUGAGGGUGCCGAGUACGACCAAUUGCUCGAGAUCAACCUUUCUGAGCUCGAGCCCCACAUCAACGGUCCUUUCACCCCCGAUUUGGCCACUCCCAUCUCCAAGUUCAAGGAGGCUGUUGAGACCAACGGCUGGCCUGAGGAGGUCAAGGUUGGUUUGAUCGGUUCUUGCACCAACUCUUCCUACGAGGACAUGUCUCGUGCUGCCUCUAUUGCUCGUGAUGCUUUGAACCACGGCAUCAAGUCCAAGUCUCUCUUCACUGUUACUCCCGGUUCUGAGCAGAUUCGUGCCACCAUUGCCCGUGACGGUCAGCUCCAGACUCUUGAGGAGUUCGGUGGUGUUGUCCUCGCCAACGCCUGCGGUCCUUGUAUCGGACAGUGGGACCGUAAGGACGUCAAGAAGGGUGAGGCUAACUCCAUCGUCUCUUCAUACAACCGUAACUUCACUGGCCGUAAUGACGCCAACCCUGCUACCCACGCUUUCGUCACCUCCCCCGACUUGGUCGUCGCUAUGUCCAUUGCCGGUUCCCUCAAGUUCAACCCUCUUACCGACAAGCUCAAGGACAAGGACGGCAACGAGUUCUUACUCGCUCCCCCCACUGGCGAGGGUCUCCCCGCCAAGGGAUACGAUGCCGGCCGUGACACCUACCAGGCUCCUCCCGCUAACCGCGACUCCAUUGAGGUUGCCGUCUCCCCCACCAGUGACCGUCUCCAGGUUCUUGCUGGCUUCCAGCCUUGGGAUGGAAAGGACGCUGAGGGCAUCCCCAUCUUGAUCAAGACCCAGGGCAAGACCACUACCGAUCACAUCUCUAUGGCCGGUCCAUGGUUGAAGUACCGUGGUCACCUUGACAACAUCUCCAACAACAUGUUGAUCGGUGCCAUCAACGCCGAGAACGGUGAGGCCAACAAGGUCAAGAACGCUGUUACUGGCGAGUACGAUGCUGUCCCUGCUACUGCUCGUGACUACAAGGCUCGUGGAAUCAAGUGGGUUGUUAUUGGUGACUGGAACUACGGUGAGGGCUCUUCUCGUGAGCACGCCGCUCUUGAGCCCCGUCACCUCGGUGGUCUCGCCAUCAUCACCCGUUCCUUCGCCCGUAUCCACGAAACCAACUUGAAGAAGCAGGGUAUGCUUCCUCUUACCUUCUCUGACCCCGCCGACUACGACCGUAUCCCCCCUGAUGCCAAGGUUGACUUGCUCUGCACUGAGCUCGCCGUUGGCCAGCCCAUCACCCUCCGCGUCCACCCCAAGGACGGCCCCUCCUUCGACGUUAAGCUCUCCCACACCUUCAACGAGUCCCAGAUUGAGUGGUUCAAGGACGGAUCUGCCUUGAACACCAUGGCCCGCAAGAGCGGUAACUAA